Octopus sinensis (East Asian common octopus) is the source of this 2932-nucleotide messenger RNA. RefSeq names its product protein MCM10 homolog. NCBI's taxonomy places the organism in Eukaryota, Metazoa, Mollusca, Cephalopoda, Octopoda, Octopodidae. Bases 155 to 2692 code for a protein of 845 amino acids. Gene Ontology annotation, cellular component: nucleus; replication fork protection complex. The record is from RefSeq and is a predicted model, not a curated record. The transcript has a single exon. Gene Ontology annotation, molecular function: single-stranded DNA binding; DNA replication origin binding. Gene Ontology annotation, biological process: DNA replication initiation; DNA replication.
AUUUAAUCAAUUAAAGAAUCUUUUUUCAAAUUGUUUAUACUAUAUUUCUAAUGUUGAUAGGAAGCUAGCUCUGCUUCGCCACACUCAAACAUACUUUUAUGGCGCCAAUUUUUUAUGUUGUUUCGUUCGUAGAAUUACGAAUUCUGUCUGUACUAUGAUGGAUGACAAUUAUAAUUUAGAAUCUCUGGUUGAAUUUUUGGGAGAGGAUUCAUCAGAAGAUGAAGAAGUAAAGGAUCAAAGCACUGCUGAUUUUUCCAAAAACUGCAGUAAAUCUCUCACAAAAUCCACUACAUUGAGAAGUAAUGUUCUGGGAAAUAACCAACCAACUCCCUUCUCUGAUCCUCAUUCCAGUUCCCAAGAGAAUCUUCUGGAUGAGCUACAGAAAAUGAGAGAACGUAUGCAAGAACUAGAACAGAAAUUACAGCAACAAAACUCAAUACCGUCACAGCCAGUAAAUUCGAAUUUACCUCAAACCAACUCUGAUCCUAAGCCUCAUAGUUUGCUUAGUGCCGAAGUCGAUCUGUUUACCUCAGAAGGUCAGUCAAGACACGUUUCUUGUUCUAAAACCUCACCAUCUCCUUCAUCUGUGUCUGUCAAACUUUCCACUUCCUUAGUGAAUAACGGCAGUGAAUCUUCGACUUUAAAAAAUGAAUUGUUUGGUGAUAGUGAUAGUGAUUGGGAAGAUUUGGAGGGAGAGAAACCAAAAUUAAGUGAAGAGGGUAAUCAAAUGAAGAAAUUACUGAAAAAGUCUGCAAACCAACGAAUCGCCCAUUCGGCCACGCAUGAUGUGGCAAGCCUGCGAGCGAAAGCUGUGAAGACGAAAUCACCAGUUCAAACUAUCAUUAAUAUUGAAAAACAGUUUAAUGGGCAAUCUGACCCAAAAGCAAACGUUUUCACAAAUACAACUGCUGCUAAUAACAAUUGUGAUACAGAUCCUUUUUCAGGAAUUCGUAUUGUUAAUCCCAAAGUAUCCUCUUCCACCAUGAAAAUACGAAUGCAAGAUAGGCGAAUGAUUAAAUUAUCUCACAUCCAUAAUAAAAAUCCAAAGGAAUUAUCUGAAUGUGACUGGGUAACUAUUGCAGUUGUGGUACAGAAAGGGGAACCAAGGAAAUCUUCCAAAGGAAAUACAUAUAGUAUAUGGAAAUUGAAUGAUUUACAGAACUGUGAGGAAAAUGUUUCGUUUUUCUUGUUUGGUGAAGUGUAUAAAACUCACUGGAAAUUGGCUGUUGGUAGUGUAAUUGGUUUAUUAAAUCCAAACAUGAUGGAUAAAUCUGAAAGAAAGCAAUCUGAUAUUGCUUUCACCAUUAGCCAUCCCAAUAAAUUAAUGGUUAUUGGUAAGUCUGCUGAUUUGGGGACAUGCCAACAACGGAAGAAGAAUGGUGCUCCAUGUACAAAUACUGUGAAUAAGAUGCAAGGAGAAUUCUGUGUCUAUCAUGUCACUAGUGCUUAUAAAUUAACUUGUGCUAAAAGGAGUGAAUUAAAUAGCUACACUGGUGUCACUCCUAAAUGCUUCAACAAGAAGGCUCUGCCUAAGGGAGGGAUGUUUUUUUAUCAAGGUAAAUCUUAUACAUCAUUACCCUUCGGCAAUACACAGCAAAAAGAUAAAAUUACUGUGAGCAAACUGCAACAUCAACAGAAUAAGAUGGGACAAGCUAGGCUGUCGACAAUGAGUCUUCAGAAGAUUGGCAACAAAGAUCAGGCCAUUCUUAAUAAACUUUCUUCAGAUAAGGAUCAGGCAUUCUUAGAUAUACUGAGUACACCAUCAGUUGGGUCAAUGAACCUCGUGAAACAUUUACUGAAGAAAGAGAAGUUUGCAGCAGAGUCUGGAACAAAUGCCUCUGUUGUUUCUAUCAGCCCAUCAGAACUUCUCAAGAAACACAAACAACAAAUGGAAGUGAAAAAAAAAAUCACUAAACUGUCUAAUCCAGUUUUAGGGAGGGGUUUACAAACUGGAUUAAACAUUAACUUAGAUUGUGUCAAGCCAGGAUCCUCAAAUUCUUCUGAAAUAUCAAGAAUGUUGGCUGUCAAGAAAAUCCAAAGUAGUGGAGGGCUUCAGAAAGAAGAUCCUAAUGCUGUCCGUAAAGAAAAGAAUUUAAAAGUUAUGGAAAAGAUUAAGAAAAGGAUCUCCGAAGACUUACAACCAUCGACAGAAGAGGUGUCUGCUUCACAGCCUCCUCAAGCUAAGAGAUCAAAACUAUUAGGAAAUAUUGACUUAAAUUCAUCAGAAAUAAAGAAACUGAUGAAAUUAAAGUCAUCCCAUUCUGGUGCCAUUACAGAAAUGGAGAAUGAAAAACAGGAGAAUUACUUCAAUACUUUGGAGAAGAAAGAGGCAUGUGAAGUCAAAAUGCAAUCUAUAACUGAAGUAAAAUGUACAUUAUUCAGCUGCAAGUUGUGCCGCUAUACUGCAUUAUCUAUUGGUGAUAGGUGUAAGAAAGAACGCCAUCAUGUGAAGAAACAUCAAGGCAUGAAACGAUUCUUCAGAUGUCGUAAAUGUAAAACUCGUCGCAUUGCUUUUACACUGAUGCCUAAAGAUCCUUGCAACGAAUGUGGUGAACAUAACUUUGAAAAAACCUCAAUGAUGCCUGAGAAAUCAGGCCCUAAACUUCAAUCAGAACAACUCUCCUUGCGAGGGGAUGAAGCAAAGAAUUUGAAUAGUUUGUCUUAUAAUAUAACUGCUUCCAUUGAACUCUAAUUUGGAAUUAUUUUCACACCUAAACAUUACUCAUAAAUUUGAUAUUUUUUUACCAUGUGUUUCAUAAAGUCUAGCACUUUAUUCCCAUACAUUCAUUUUUAGUGAAUGUCGGAAACAUUUUCAUUUUGAUAACUCACUGCUGCCAUGUAUGAAUGUGCAUAUAUAUAUAGUCCUGUAAAUCCUUUUUAUCAAUCAUAUAUCUUUGUAAACAUUUAUUUAUAAAGUAUUUAUUUUUUCAAA